Neodiprion fabricii is the source of this 2527-nucleotide messenger RNA. Its product is annotated as sialin-like. Gene Ontology annotation, molecular function: transmembrane transporter activity. Lineage: Eukaryota; Metazoa; Arthropoda; Insecta; Hymenoptera; Diprionidae. Bases 331 to 1821 code for a protein of 496 amino acids. Gene Ontology annotation, biological process: transmembrane transport; monoatomic anion transport. The record is from RefSeq and is a predicted model, not a curated record. The transcript is spliced from 4 exons.
AUCAUCGAAAUAAAACCUGAAUAUAGCUAUGAAAGACUUAUCGCCAUUAAACCAAAAGUCAUUUGCCAGCUUAUGAUUUGUGAAUUACAUAAAUCUAAUCUGCAUGCAGUUAUCUUGACCUCGAACGUUGGAGUCUGGUUAUUAGGCACAAGAUAGGAACACUGCAGUUCUACGCCUUAUUGACGACGGAGUGAGGAACACAGCACUAAUAUUCACAAUCAGCUUAUCACGAAAGAGCGUUGCAGUCGGAUCUUCAGAUCGAUUUUGUGACAAAGUCUACUUUCGGCUAAGAUUCAGUGGUCUCGUCUACUCAAUUUUAACGUCUCGACGAUGCUUUCGUCGUGGAAACUUUGUUGUGCGAGGAUACCGCAGCGAUGGGUAUUCACAGUGAUGGGAUGUCUGGCAGCUGUAAACGCUUACACCAUGCGAAUAUCUAUGUCGUUAGCGAUCACGGAGAUGGUCGUAUCUGCGAAAACUUCAAACAGUACGAGUUCGAACGAAAUUUGUCCAUCAUCCGAUUCGACAAACUCGGGUACCGGUAGCGGUGGCAGUUACGAAUGGGAUUCUUAUACACAAGGAAUCAUUCUGUCGAGUUUCUACUGGGGUUACGUGUUCACUCAAAUUCCGGGUGGAAUGCUGGCUGACAAAAUUGGGGGAAAGUACGUCCUGGGUUUGAGCAUCUUCUCGACUGCCAUAUUCACACUUCUGACGCCGGUGGUGGUCGAAGCAUUCGACUCUACGGGUCUCAUAAUCCUGCGCAUCCUGAUAGGCUUAGGGGAGGGAGUGACCAUACCAGCCAUGGCAGAGCUCGUACCCCGAUGGUCCGCGCCGGGUGAAGAGUCAACCAUCGCGACGGUCGUGACAUCGGGAACCAAACUUGGAACCGUGCUGGGCAGCGCGCUCUCGGGAGCUAUGAUCCAAAAUUCAUCUAUGGGCUGGCCGCUGGUAUUUUACGUCUUCGGUGCAGCCGGUGUGCUCUGGUUCUUUGCGUGGGUCUUGCUUUGCUACAACAAUCCCGACGUCCACCCCUUCAUAACCGAGUCGGAGAAGAACUACUUGCGGAAAACGACAAACUGCAAAAAAGAGCUGGUACCGACACCCUGGCGACACAUUCUGACCUCAGUUCCAGUCUGGGCUUUGUUGAUUGCAACUAUCGGUAACGGUUUCAGCUAUUUCACCAUGGUCACGGACCUUCCUCUCUACAUGAGCAACGUCCUCAACUUCUCUGUUCAGUCGAAUGGCUUUUUGUCGGCUCUUCCCUCCCUGCUUAUGUGGAUCGUGAGCGUUGCAGCGUCAUGGGUUGCCGACUGGUUCAUAAAGACACGGAAAAUGAGUGUCACGAACGUGAGGAAAUCUUUCACCGCCGUCGCCAUGGUCGUGCCAGCCAUUUUUAUCGUCACGGCAUCCUACGUUGGCUGCAACCGCGACGUCGUCGUUGUUCUCUUUGUGCUCGGCAUGGGUUUCAUGGGCCUAGGUACUCCCGGGAUUUUCAUUAACCCGAUAGAUUUGAGUCCCAACCAUUCUGGAACCGUCAUGGGAAUGAAGUCGACGAUCAACGCUCUGGCAGGGAUAGCCGCUCCGUAUCUUAUUGGCAUUCUGACGCCGAAUCAGACGGUUUCCGAGUGGAGAGUCGUAUUCUGGAUCUGCUUUGUCUCUUUCUUAGAAUGUGCUCUCGUCUUCGUUAUCUGGGGUAAUGGAGAGAUUCAGGACUGGAAUAACCCGGAUUUUCAAUUUCGACUUGAUAAACAACCGGUGACUAAAGUACAAGAUGUCGAAGACGUUGCUAGGUCAGACAUAACGGCUCAACUGCCGUCGAAUUAAAUAGAGAUUCUCACGCCGGAAUGCUUUGCAUUCAGUAUUGGAUGAACUCGAAUCAAAAGAUUCUUAAUACGCAAUAACCUCAGCGUUCAUUUGUCCACUCCAUUCCUGGUCUUUAAUGAACCCGUUUUCCAAUCAGACUAAUCGGAAUUCAUGGUCUGAUUCUCCAUGCUCUGAACACAAGGACGUGUCUAUCGGUCAUUUUCGAGAAUGUCAAUCGUACGUUAUAAGUUAAUUAAGUUUGCAUACGAGCAAAACAAUCUAAUCUGAAUCCAGAUUUGCAUUUGGCAAUUGGGCGGCCAAGACGAUAACAGAAAUAAACCAAAAUCAAAUCAUUUUCAAACAUACACAAAGUGCAAACUUCAUUAAUAAUACCGAAAAAAAAUUCGCUGUCGAAAUUUGCGUAACUUGGUAUUCGAAUUCAAGUACGAAAAAGUUAUCAUGAGUUUUAGAGGUCAACCCAAUGUAACCCCUCACAUCUGUUCAUACUUAUCACAUGUUUUGAAUAAUCUCUACAUUAUCUUUGAUUCAAAACACAGAUUAAUACGCAAUGACUUCAUUUAUAAUAUUCCCUGCGACUGUAAGCAUUGAUACAUCGAACAUUUAUUGAGCUUUCACCCCUGUUUACUGUGCUUUCGUCAAAAUUGUACCUCUGGGAAUAUGCGAGAUAAUUCAAAACGUUUCAACAUUGUUCAAUUGAAUGGAAAAU